Messenger RNA from Meloidogyne enterolobii, 255 nucleotides. Lineage: Eukaryota; Metazoa; Nematoda; Chromadorea; Rhabditida; Meloidogynidae. The record is from the annotation of a GenBank genome assembly.
GGCAUUCUCGAUUGGAUUGCUCAACAACAAAAAUAUUCUUUUGGAAUUGCUGAUUUUACUGAAAUGGCUGGAUCCUUUGCUGUGUUUGAAGCUUUGGGGAUUGAAAAAACUUUUAAUGUUUUUGCACAUAUUAUUCUUCCUGCAAAUUUUCAAUUUUUUGGAAUUGAUAUUGUAAAGCAAAUUCGUGAAAAGAAAACUGUUAUUCCAGGUAGACUUUUGGUUAAAUUGUGGGGAAAGGUAUGUGUUCUUUGUUAA